AUGUCCCGCUUUGUGACAGCUUUCAAUAAAACGGUUGUAGAAUAUUUUCGAAAAACAAGUCUCAACGGCUUUGGUCUGCUCUACUUUAUAAGAAAACGCAGAAUGCAAAGAAUCUUCUGGUUUUUGUUUAUUAGUUUUGGCAUACUUUUCGCUAGUUAUGCAGUGUUCUCGAUGAUUCUGGAAUUUCUCAGCUUUUCAACAAUUACAGAUCUCUCGGAAUUAAAGGUUUUGCAAGAGGAAAUACAUUUUCCUGAGCUAAAAAUAUGUAGUGGCUAUAAAUUUAGUCGCAGGAAUAUGUUAGCUUUUGCUCAGGAUUUAGUGAAUUCUCACAACAAAUCGCUGGAUUACUGGCUAAACAAAUUGUCAUUGCUAUCUGGAUACUUUGAUCCUUUGGCUGUAAACGAAGAGGAUGUUUAUGACAUAAAUUCUAUACUCGAUAUAAAGAAUAUUUCCUCACUUUUACUCGGCCUAACACCAGCAUGUGAAUCUUUAAUACUCAAGUGUAAAGUGAAUAAUAUUUCUACCAAUUGCUCGCAACUAUUUAAAUUAAAACCUUAUAAGGAGGGAAAUUGUUGUGCUUUAAGGAGGAGUAAUCUAACUGGAGAGCUCUCACUUUUUGUGGAUUCCUCACAAGUAGAUGAAUAUCCUUUAAAUGGUAAUUUUCCUGGCCUUAGCUUACAUGUUCCAAGUUGGCAGGGUAGAAUUAGUAUUAACCCUGGCGAAAUAGCAGCUGUGGAAAUAGAAGUUAUGGAACUUCAAGGAAAUGCUCAACUAAACGAGUUUGCCGUAGAGAAGCGAGGUUGUUAUUUUUCUCAAGAGGGUGAAAGUAGGGAAAAGUGCCUGCAUGAGUGUAGAAUAAAAGCCACGCUAAUUAAUUGCCAGUGUGUGCCAUAUCCAUUCGAGUUUAGUACGCAAAAGUUUAAGCAUUGCACUUUGGAGAACAUAACAUGCCUGCAGUUGGUAGAAAGAAACUGGUCACCAGCUCAGUGUCCGCAAUGUUUGCCGCUCUGCAAUCAAAUGUUUUACAGGUUGAACAAACAAAUCCUUGGGCAUUUGCAUCCUUGGAGAAGUGAGUUGACUUUCAAAUUUAAAAUGCCACAUCGACAGCUGUACAAAACAAACAUACUCUAUCAUUGGUAUCAAAUGCUGUCAAACGUUGGCGGCGUACUGGGCAUUUGCAUUGGCUGCUCCUUCAUCAGUGGCUUCGAGUUGAUCUACUUUCUGGUCUUUCGCCUGUGGUCCAACUAUCAUCGACAGUCCGAGAUUUAAUUAAGUCAAAUGUUACACAUACGCCGUGUGGGCAAAUUUGUUGCGAUUUAUCUCGUUGACAACGUGCCAGCGACAGGGUCGCAUUAAUCUUG
Messenger RNA from Drosophila santomea, 1361 nucleotides. RefSeq names its product sodium channel protein Nach (gene ppk27). Bases 1 to 1269 code for a protein of 422 amino acids. Gene Ontology annotation, molecular function: ligand-gated sodium channel activity. The record is from RefSeq and is a predicted model, not a curated record. The transcript is spliced from 3 exons. Gene Ontology annotation, biological process: sodium ion transmembrane transport. Lineage: Eukaryota; Metazoa; Arthropoda; Insecta; Diptera; Drosophilidae. Gene Ontology annotation, cellular component: membrane.